AUGGCGGGCGAUGUGGCCAUUGAGUUCAUGCUGCAGCGGAACAGCUCCUUCUAUAUGACGGUCUUCUAUAUGCCGCUGAUUGCCUGCGAGAUCUUCAUUAUCCUAUCGUUUGUGCUUCGCUCCACCCGACGUAGUGCUCUCAUACUCAUUGCCCUCCUCAUAAUUGCCUGGGGACUUAUGUACAUAACGCGCCACGCCUCUCCGCACUAUGAGCCCGCCUUAAGGUCAGACUACAAGAUCAUAAUGAUUGUCAGCUGCUAUUGCUAUAUCCUGCACAUCUGCAUCAUGUGGCUGGAGCGCUAUCCGCCAAGGAACAAGGCACCCGCAUUCCUUGCAUCCUUGAUCAAUUCGAACCUCCAGCGCUGUGUCCUAGGACUGCGCUAUGCGGAUUCGAACGCGAACUGCGACAUUCAGGAGAAACCCUGGUCCCACUUGGCCAAGAUCCUCAACAAUCUGAGCUUCAUUGGCGUCUGCAUUGCGUUCGCAGUGAUGAAUGUGACAAGCAGAGUUUGA
Drosophila miranda is the source of this 513-nucleotide messenger RNA. RefSeq lists its product as uncharacterized. The coding region runs from base 1 to 513 and encodes 170 amino acids. The transcript has 4 exons. The record is from RefSeq and is a predicted model, not a curated record. Lineage: Eukaryota; Metazoa; Arthropoda; Insecta; Diptera; Drosophilidae.